AUGGCCUCGAACCCUCCUGGAGAAUGCUGCACCCGCGGCGUCCAGCAUGACGGCACGCCCGCCGGAGAGAUCAAGGAUCUUCACGGCACCCAGACGUAUUUCGCCUAUCCCCAGGGUGACAGCAAGCCCGAGCAUGCCGUCCUCUUCCUGUCCGAUGUCAUUGGCAUCUAUCCCAACAGCCAGCUCCUCGCCGACGGGUUUGCGUCCAAUGGGUACCUCACCAUGGUUCCCGACCUCUUCCGCGGCAAUGCAUGGCAGCUCAACGCCGGCUCUGCGGGCCUCAUGGACUGGCUGAGAAACCACCAGCCCGAAUCCGUCGACCCCAUCGUUGAGGCGGCGAUUAGACACCUGCGGGAGGAGAGGGGCAUCAAGAAAAUCGCUGCCGUGGGAUAUUGUUUCGGCGCCAAGGUGCACUCUCUUCCCUCCGCAGCUCAUGAACCAACGCCGACGUGGGCUCCGCUAACCCAGGCAAAAUCGACGUCGGCUAUGUCGCUCACCCGUCAAACUGACUCCAUCUUCCCCGCCAAUCUCCGCCAUCAAUCCGAAGAGAUCCUCCGGAAGACAGGCCUACCCUACCAGAUCAAUUUAUAUAGCGGUGUUGAGCACUCGUUUGCUGUGCGCGGAGACUUGAGCAAGAAACAGAUCGCCUUUGCAAGAGAACAGGCGUUUAUCCAAGCCGUUACUUGGUUCAAGUGGCAUCUAUCAUCCAUGAACCUUGAUUCAUUCUCAAGUCAUUCAGAUUGGGCUCGUAUCUAG
This is a messenger RNA of Uncinocarpus reesii 1704, 756 nucleotides long. RefSeq lists its product as uncharacterized. The transcript has 4 exons. The coding region runs from base 1 to 756 and encodes 251 amino acids. Gene Ontology annotation, molecular function: hydrolase activity. NCBI's taxonomy places the organism in Eukaryota, Fungi, Ascomycota, Eurotiomycetes, Onygenales, Onygenaceae. The record is from RefSeq and is a predicted model, not a curated record.